Vidua chalybeata is the source of this 738-nucleotide messenger RNA. Its product is annotated as CAP-Gly domain-containing linker protein 3-like. Gene Ontology annotation, molecular function: microtubule plus-end binding. Gene Ontology annotation, cellular component: nucleus; cytoplasm; microtubule plus-end. The record is from RefSeq and is a predicted model, not a curated record. Bases 1 to 738 code for a protein of 245 amino acids. Gene Ontology annotation, biological process: cytoplasmic microtubule organization. The transcript has 8 exons. NCBI's taxonomy places the organism in Eukaryota, Metazoa, Chordata, Aves, Passeriformes, Viduidae.
AUGGCUGGGAUGGCCUCCCGGAAGCGGGCGGGGGCGUGGCUGGGAUGGGCGUGGCAGGGUGUGGUCACUGUGGCUCCGCCCCCAGCCUCCCGGAAGCGGGCGGGGGCGUGGCUGGACCGCGAGGGCCGGCGGGUGGCGCCGGGGGACGCGGUGCUGGUGGCCGGGCAGCGCCAGGGCCGGGCGCGCUUCUACGGCCGCACCGACUUCGCCCCCGGGUACUGGUUCGGGGUGGAGCUGGACUCUGCGGGGGGCAAGCACGACGGCUCCGUUUUCGGGGUGCGCUACUUCACCUGCCCCCCCAAACACGGCGUCUUCGCACCCCCCUCCCGCGUCCAGAGGGUCGGGGGUCCCAAGGAGGAGCCCGGGGAUGGCAGCUCCGAAAAGAAGGGACAGCCCGUCACAGUGUCACAGCCCAAGCGCUUCCCGGCCGUGCGGACCCCCAAGGACAUCACAUCCGAGAGCUCCUUCUCCAGGUUACUGUUCUGCUGCUGGUUCCCGUGGAUGCUCCGGCCGAGAUGCAUUGUUAUUGACGCCCCUAAGCCACGCCCCCAUCUUAGCCCCGCCCAGGGCGUGUCCCCGUCAGCCCCAGGCCACGCCCCCGGGCGGUUCCCGCCGUCCCUUCCCGGUUCGCGCUCCCGGCCCCGCCCCCAGGCGUGGCCCCGCCCCUUUCCCCGUUCCGGUUCCGAGCCCGCUCCGGACCGGCGCCGCUCCCGCAGCCGCUCCCAGUGCUCCCAGUAG